GCAUCAUGUGGGCUGCGGCGGAUGUCGUUGAGGGCAGGCCUGCACUGAGUCGUUGGCACAAGGACUGGAAGUCCCUUUUCGAAGAGUACGUGCGUGACGGGCUGGCUAACAUGGAGUGAGGAGAGGCACAAUGAUGAAUUAUACCGAUCAUGUUCGGGAUGAAUGCGGAAGGAAAAGACGUGUUCAGAGUGUUGUUGUUCUUAUCGCUAUUGUUUGUACCAUGUAUAAACGUUGUUUCUAUAUAUCUUAUUCACAUGACUUGUGGGUUCUACUUGGAACCACAUUCGCAGAACUUAUCAACCACAGUCAUGUCCUGUGUGUCUCCCGUGUCUGCACCUUUGUUGAUGCUGUAGGACUGUUGCUACGUGUUCGCCGUUUAAGACUGAUGGGGAGAUCCCCACCUCUGCCGCGCGCUCAACACUUCCGAUGGAACUGGCCAAUCGGGGAUACUGGCAUCGCAUCUGUCUGAAAGCAGCGCUGUGCCACGCGUUGCACCGCGGGUAAAGUGGCACUCAGUUUUCAAGCAACGGCGCUUCCCGAGUAUAUAAAUUUAUUCACCGCAUUUGAAUGGUGAUGCAAUUGAAUCCGCAAUGCCACCUCAAGCUAUGACGAAUUGGUGAACCUUAACUCGUACGAAUUUG
Suillus fuscotomentosus is the source of this 641-nucleotide messenger RNA. RefSeq lists its product as uncharacterized. The coding region runs from base 131 to 469 and encodes 112 amino acids. NCBI's taxonomy places the organism in Eukaryota, Fungi, Basidiomycota, Agaricomycetes, Boletales, Suillaceae. The record is from RefSeq and is a predicted model, not a curated record. The transcript is spliced from 3 exons.